This is a messenger RNA of Fusarium graminearum PH-1, 1182 nucleotides long. RefSeq lists its product as uncharacterized. The coding region runs from base 1 to 1182 and encodes 393 amino acids. The record is from RefSeq and is a predicted model, not a curated record. The transcript has 3 exons. Lineage: Eukaryota; Fungi; Ascomycota; Sordariomycetes; Hypocreales; Nectriaceae.
AUGUGGUUCCAGGGACCAAGCCUCCAGCUUGCUGCUUUGUCAGUACUGCUACCAGUCUCCAACGCAUUCAGCGUCACAACGACAAACGAUGCAAAUACUCUAGCCAAUGCGAUACUUGGCCAAGGCAUCACUGUUUUACAGGCGUCUUUCUCGGGUGCAGCGGUUAGUUCAGGGUUGUUUUCUGAUGGACCUUUUGGCAUCGGGAGUGGUGCGAUACUCACUUCUGGCUCUGCUGUUGGAGCUCUACCGGGCGGUGAUCACUAUGUCAACAAUGGAGCCCCUGGCUCAGAUACCUAUUGUGGUCCAAACACUUUCAACGCUGCGCUAUUGACCGUUGAUUUAUUCCUCGAUCCGACCUAUAGCGGCAUCAGAGUCGAGUUUAUCUUUGCGUCGGAAGAAGAAGGCGGCUCUGCUGAUCCUAUGGGUAUCUUCAUUGGCGGCACGCAAUAUGCUAAAGAUACCAAUGGUCAACGAAUAACCGCAACCAACCGUUAUGUUCUACAGCCUCUUGCUAUUACUCCGCCUAAUAGCGUCACUUCAUAUCCUGGCUCGUCACCACCUCUCUUUGUUGACAUUUUGACCUCUGGUGCACAAACCAUGGUCAUUGCCAUUUGUGAUCAGAGUGAUUCAGAGUGGGACUCCGCUCUUUUAAUCAAGGCUGAGGGUUGCGUUGAUUGUGAUACUGAUAUGCGCCUCGCCUAUGUCACGACCACAACCACAUUGGACGCAGGCGAGACCCCUUAUACAUCGACUAUCACCGCUUCGGGUACUGUUUCUGGAACAAUCAAGAUUGGAGUAUUGGCUGCCACUACCGAAGAAGCAACUACUACUGCUGAUGACGAAACCACCACGACAACUGCGGAAACAACCACCACUGCGGUUAACGGAAUCACAACUACCACUGCUGAAGAAGCAACUAGCACCACUGCCGAGGAAUCUACAACCGCCACUGCUGAUGUCAAAAUCACUACUACUACUGAAGUCGAAACCACUACCACUGCCGAAGAAACGACCACCACUGCAGCUGACGAAACCACUACGACAACUGAAGAGACAACCACUACUGCUGUUGACGGAGUCACUACUACCACUACUGAAGAAGUACCUACUACUACUGCCGAGGAACCUAUAACCAUCACUGCUAUUGACGGAACUACAACUACUGCCGACAUCAACCAGUGA